GCCCUCCCACCAGCUUCCUGUUCCGGAGCCGGGGCGCCAGGUGAGCCAUGUCUUUCCAUUCUGGGCGAGGAUGUCCCCGUGGUCAGGGGGGACCAGGAGCAAGAACUUCAACACAGACCUACCGCCCUCAGAACCUACGGCAGCUUCACCCACAACAGCCUUCCAUACAAUACCAGUAUGACCAGCAAACUGUCCCUCCAACAACCUAUUCAAACCCUCCAGCCACUGGUUACAUACCUCCCAGGCCAGACUUUGUACCCUACCCUCCACCAGUGCCCCCUUCCACACAAAAUCCUAUCAGCCAGUGUCCCAUGAGGCCACCAUUUCCAAACCACCAGAUGAGGCAGAGCUUCCCAGUGCCUCCAUGCUUCCCUCCUGCUCCUCCGCCAGUGCCAAAUCCUAGCAACGCUCCUGUGCCAGGAACUCCUGCUGGGCAAAGCACCUUUCCUUACAUGAUGCCUCCUCCCACAGUACCGCAUCCUCCCCCACCACCCGUCAUACCACAGCAAGUCAACUACCAGCCUGUGUACUCCACAGGGUAUUCACAGCAGUCGUUCCCACCACCUAACUUCAAUAGCUACCAGCACAACUCUGGCUCCUUUCAGAGCAGCACUACCAAUGCCAGUGGCAGCAGCAGCCAUUUUCGGCACACGGGUCAGUACCAAGGUGAGAAGUCGCAAAGUGAUCGGCGGUCUCCAGACAGGAGCAAGCACUAUGAUGAGCACCGACAUCGUGAACAUGGUCAUAUCCAUGGUGACAGGCAUCGGUCAACUAACCAUGGGGAUCGUCGGGAUCGAGGCCGGAGUCCAGAUAGAAGGCGGCAGGAAAGCAGUCGGCACCGGGCAGAUUAUGACCGAGGAAGAAUAUCACCUCAUCACAGAAGUUAUGAGCGUAACAGGGAGCGGGAGCGGCAUAGACACCGUGACAGCAGAAGAUCACCAUCACCAGAUAGAUCCUACAAAAAAGAUUACAAGAGAGCAGGAAGCCGGUCUCCAAGCAGAGAGAGAAAGAGACCUCGAUGGGAAGAGGACAGAGAAAGGUGGUCUGAGAACCAGAGCUCUAACAAAGAGAAAAGUUAUACUGCUAUCAAAGACAAAGAAUCAGAGGAGAACGCAUCUGAAAAAAAUGAAGAGGAAGAUGAGGAAUUACUUAAGCCAGUCUGGGUUCGAUGCACCCAUUCUGAAAGCUAUUAUUCCAAUGACCCUAUGGAUCAAGUGGGAGACUCUACUGUGGUAGGAACAAGCAAGCUCCGAGAUCUGUAUGAAAAGUUUGAUGAGGAGUUAGGAAAGCGACAGGCAAAGGCCAAAGCAGCCAGGCCUCCGUGGGAGCCACCAAAGACCAAGCUAGAUGAAGAUCUAGAGACCUCCAGUGAGUCAGAGUGUGACUCCGAAGAUGACAGCAGCUGCUCUAGCAGUUCAGAUUCUGAAGUUUUUGAUGUCAUUGCGGAAAUAAAGCGUAAAAAAGCACACCCGGAUCGACUCCAUGAAGAACUGUGGUACAAUGAUCCAGGACAGAUGAAUGAUGGACCUUUAUGCAAGUGUAGUGCUAAAGCCCGACGAACAGGAAUAAGACAUGGCAUUUAUCCUGGCGAAGAGCCCAUUAAACCAUGUCGCCCCAUGACCAACAAUGCUGGAAGACUAUACCACUAUCGAAUAACUGUGUCACCUCCCACAAACUUCUUAACAGACAGACCUACUGUUAUUGAGUAUGAUGAUCAUGAAUAUAUCUUUGAAGGGUUCUCAAUGUUUGCACAUGCCCCACUAACAAAUAUUCCUCUCUGUAAAGUAAUCAGAUUUAACAUUGACUAUACAAUUCAUUUCAUUGAGGAGAUGAUGCCUGAGAACUUUUGUGUGAGAGGUCUUGAGCUGUUCUCUUCGUAUCUAUUCAAAGAUAUUUUGGAACUCUAUGACUGGCAUCUUAAAGGUCCUUCACUUGAAAAUGAUGCUAUUUCCUGCCCCAGGUUUCACUUCAUGCCACGAUUUGUGAGAUUUCUUCCAGAUGGAGGAAAAGAAGUACUCUCGAUGCAUCAGAUUCUUCUCUAUUUGUUACGAUGCAAUAAAGCUCUGGUGCCUGAAGAAGAGAUUGCCAACAUGCUUCAGUGGGAAGAAUUGGAAUGGCAGAAAUAUGCAGAAGAAUGCAAAGGGAUGAUAGUUACCAGCCCUGGCAUGAAACCCAGCUCAGUUCGUAUUGAUCAACUGGACCGUGAACAGUUCAAUCCUGAUGUAAUUACUUUCCCCAUUAUUGUCCACUUCGGGAUACGACCUGCUCAACUCAGUUAUGCUGGAGAUCCUCAAUACCAAAAGCUGUGGAAGAGUUAUGUGAAGCUACGUCAUCUGCUGGCUAAUAGUCCCAAAGUCAAACAGGCUGAUAAACAGAAAUUGUCACAAAGAGAGGAAGCGCUGCAGAAAAUUCGUCAGAAGAACACAAUGAGACGUGAAGUGACUGUUGAGUUGAGUAGCCAGGGAUUCUGGAAAACAGGAAUACGCUCUGAUGUCUGCCAGCAUGCAAUGAUGCUUCCUGUCCUCACCCACCAUGUCCGCUACCAUCAAUGUCUGAUGCAUUUGGACAAAUUGAUAGGCUACACUUUUCAAGAUAGGUGCUUGCUGCAGCUUGCCAUGACUCAUCCAAGCCAUCACUUAAACUUUGGAAUGAAUCCAGAUCAUGCCAGAAAUUCCUUAUCCAACUGUGGGAUUCGACAGCCAAAGUAUGGAGAUAGAAAAGUUCACCAUAUGCACAUGAGAAAAAAAGGGAUAAACACCCUGAUAAAUAUCAUGUCCCGUUUGGGACAGGAUGAUCCAGCUCCUUCCAGGAUUAACCACAACGAGCGUUUAGAAUUUCUGGGAGAUGCUGUGGUGGAGUUCUUAACAAGUGUCCACUUGUACUACCUGUUUCCCACUCUGGAGGAAGGAGGAUUAGCUACAUACCGCACUGCCAUUGUACAGAACCAACACUUGGCCAUGCUGGCUAAGAAGCUGGAACUAGAUCGAUUCAUGCUUUAUGCUCAUGGUCCAGACCUUUGCAGGGAAUCGGAUCUCCGCCAUGCCAUGGCCAACUGCUUUGAAGCCCUAAUCGGAGCUGUUUAUCUAGAGGGGAGCCUAGAAGAAGCAAAGCAAUUAUUUGGACGUUUGCUCUUUAAUGACAAGGACCUGCGGGAUGUAUGGCUUAAUUAUCCACUACACCCACUCCAACUGCAGGAGUCCAACACUGACAGGCAACUCAUUGAGACCUCUCCAGUACUUCAGAAGCUUACAGAAUUUGAGGAAGCAAUUGGAGUCAUCUUCACUCACGUUCGGCUUCUGGCACGUGCAUUCACUUUGAGGACAGUAGGCUUUAACCAUCUGACUCUAGGCCACAACCAGAGGAUGGAAUUCCUGGGUGACUCCAUAAUGCAGUUAGUAGCCACGGAGUAUUUAUUCAUACAUUUCCCUGAUCAUCAUGAAGGGCACUUAACGCUGUUGAGAAGUUCUUUGGUGAACAACAGGACACAGGCCAAGGUGGCAGAAGAGCUGGGUAUGCAAGAAUUUGCCAUCACUAAUGACAAGACAAAAAGACCUGUAGCUCUUCGAACUAAGACUUUGGCUGAUCUCUUGGAAUCCUUUAUUGCUGCCCUGUACAUUGAUAAAGAUUUGGAAUAUGUUCACACUUUCAUGAAUGUAUGCUUUUUUCCACGGCUAAAGGAGUUUAUUUUAAAUCAAGAUUGGAAUGAUCCUAAGUCUCAGCUUCAACAGUGCUGCUUGACUCUCAGAACAGAAGGAAAAGAGCCAGACAUUCCUCUUUACAAGACUUUGCAGACAGUGGGACCAUCUCAUGCCAGGACAUACACAGUAGCUGUUUACUUCAAAGGGGAAAGAAUAGGAUGUGGUAAAGGCCCAAGUAUUCAGCAGGCGGAAAUGGGAGCUGCAAUGGACGCCCUUGAAAAAUAUAACUUUCCCCAGAUGGCCCAUCAGAAACGGUUCAUUGAACGGAAGUACAGACAAGAGUUGAAAGAAAUGAGGUGGGAAAGAGAGCAUCAAGAGAGAGAGCCAGAUGAGACUGAAGAAACAAGGAAAUAAAAGGAGGGUGCAGAAGCAGUGGCAUAUUUACUUACUUAAUAACUCUGACAGUGGCCUACGGAGACCUAACCUAGUUUCUUGCAGAUGAUGGAUGAAGAGUGCCUGUUGAUAUCAAAAAGAAAAUCAUUAUCUCUUCUUAAAAAAAGUGUGUGUGUAUAUAUAGUAUUUCUUUAGUUUGGUUUUAAGUGCAAAGUUUGUUUGGCUUUUUAAUAAGAUUUGGUUUUAAAUCCUUUUCAUAAAAAAUUGUGGGAUUAUUUUUACUGUCUUGUAUGAAGUAAUAAAAUAUUAAUUUCAAAAGCUUGUAGGAGGAAAAGCUGUUCAACAAUUGUCUCCUAUGUCCAAAUGCAGUUUUGUCAGUGACCAGCAAAGUUAUUGCAUGAAUUUCACAGUGGAGGAGGAAAGUGUUAUGAAAAAUUAAUUCAGCAGAGCACUUAAGCAUGUAUCUAACAAGUUUUUCAGCUAAAUAUACUUCUUGACUUUGCAAAGCCAGAGCCUCAAAUUUCAGGUCCUUUUACAGAAACUGGUACAAUAUUUUAAGCAAAGGAGAUAAUCACUUUUGGUUUAAAUAGUAGUUUUAACAUCUGGAAUGUGACAUGGGUUUGUGUGGAAUGGUGGGGGAGUUGUCUUUAAAUCAGUAAUAUAAAACUCUAAGAAAAAGAAGAAAAAAGGUAAUUACUAAGCAAGAACAUGACAACUUUUUUUGUGGACAAUGUACUACUAAGUUUACAUUUUUAACUUUAGUUUAAUUCUCAACUUCCUACUGUAUCAAACUAGUGUCUACUUCAAUGGAUUUAUUUUUCCAGAAGAUACCAGUAUGGCCAUAGUAGUCAAAAUGUGUAUCAGCAGCUCCGUACAGGCACUGUUCCAGAUAGGUUCAUUGAAAACUUUUUUUGUCCAAAGGAGAGCAGAAUUUGUCCUCGAGGUAUGAUUCAGAGGUGUGUCCCAUAUUAGACUGACAGAUGUUUCAUCUCUAAAACCUCUGAACAGUACCAAAAGUAGAACAUCCACCGUGUCUGUUGGUGCAUUUUCCCGCUAACAGCUUCAUCAUAGUUCUUGAUGUGUUGUUUGUACUUUUAAUUUCAACCCAUUCAUUUUCCCUAUGGUGAGUUCUGAGUCAAAACAAUUUCAUACUACAUAUUUUGUAACCAUUUCUCUUAUCUUUCUUUUCUGAUAAGUGAAACAAUUACAGUGCUUAUUUUCCUUAACUGCACAUUUUCUUCCUGCUUCAGAUCCUUUUUUGUUGAGUUAUUUAUCCAUCUUUUCUGAUGUAGAUAACACAGACGUAUCUGAUAAGAUACCAAGCAGCUUCAUAAGCAUGGAUGUACGAGAAUUCAAGCUCCUGAAAAGCUUCUGCCCAAUGGUUAUGCUACACUGAUCGUCUAAUUCAGGAGUUGUCUGAACUACCUUUCUAUAGGUGUGCAAUGGACAUCCAUGGAAGCACUUUAUUGCAGGUGCCAAAGUAGACACAAGUGUAGCUGAAAAGUUCAGACUACCCAAACGUCUUCCCAAAGUUUCUUCUGAGCUAUUCAAUAUGUGUAUUUUCAUAAGCACAUUUUUGUACACAGGCAAUGUGAGAUGCACUUAAAUGAGGGUUUUUUUAUAAACUUGACCCCACAGCACUACCUCACUUCUUACAGCUCCUAUGAUUGCCUUUUCUUAAUGGAUUGAUGCUUUCAAUCCAUUUCAGAGGAUGAGAGAACAAAAACGCCAAACACAUUCUCUAAUUUAGAGACUGAUAAUAAACCAUUAAAACAUAAAGGAGGGGAUAAAAACAAGGAGAUAAAGGCAAGGAGCUUCUUUCUGCUGGAUAUUGUUGUUCUUUGACUUUUGAGAAGUGAUUGUAACUCCUUAUAGCUUCAACCUGUAAAUAAAAAGCUGAAAUGCCUCUCAGCAGCAGUUGGCUUGAAAAGCAAGCAGCAACAACUCCCUUGCCCUCAAGUCUUCUGUGUUUCAAAUUCUUUUGUAGAAUUGCCCAUCUGCUUCUAGCAGUAAGUUGAAAUGGUGCAUUGGUAGAGGGUUACGGGUAAUUGUAUACAGCAUUAUUUUCUUUUUCCAUCCUAACUGUGACCAGAUUAAUGUGUUUAACAAAUAGAACCCGAGUGACUUCAUUUUCAGUUGUAUGGUUGCAUUGCAAAUUUCUCUUAUCAUAUCUGAUAAUCCCCAGAGCACUGCAGUGGAAUCAUUAGCUUAUAGGUUAACAUUACUUUUUUUCUUCCUAUACAUCAUUUUACUUUUCAGGCAUAAAAAUACUGUGAACUUACUUAUAAACAUGUCCAUAAAAUAGAUCUAAUUUAUCAGGUACACUGUUUUGGGGGAGGAACGCACAACUGUUCUUUUUUCUUCUUUGUUGCAGAAUUUGCUUAAAAACAAACAGCUUGAAACAAUUUCUACAUUCCAUUACUACAGUUAAUGAUUUUUAGGUCCUCCUCAAUAAAAUGUAGAUGGUAACCAUUUUUUUCAUGAGUGGGCUAUUUUCCAUUUUUCCACUGUAUAUGCAUGGCCUAAGAAGAUCGCCUGAAGAAAUUUUGUUUUCUUUGUCUUGAGGGAGAAAACAAAGUAAAAGGUGGAAAAAUUCACAUUUCCUUUGUCUACGUCAAAACUAUAGUGUCUUUAUCUGUAUGCACUGUCUAAAACCAGUGGCUGUUUCUAAUAACUUAAGGUGAUGCAUAGAAUGUAAUGUGAGCACAGCCCUUUAUAACUCACGCUAAGGAGAGAAAGUUGCUUCUUUAAGUUGCCUUAAAUUUGGGAAAAAUAAUCAGAAGAGGUGUGACCAGUAGGUAGAGGGAGAUGAUUCUGCCUUUCUACUCUGCUCUCAUGAGACCCUACCUGGAAUACUGCACUCUAGUCUGAAGUCCUCAGGAUGGGAAGGACAUGGAAUUGUUGGAGUGAGUCCAGAGGAGGACUAAGAAGAUGAACAGAGGGCUGGAGCACCUCUCCUACAAAGACAGGCUGAGUGAGUUGGACUUGUUCAGCUUGGAGAACAGAGGUCUCUGAACAGUCCUUACAGCAGCCUUCCAGUACUUAAAGGGGGCCUACAGGAAUAAUGGGGAGGGGCUGUUUGUCAGAGAGUGCAGUGACAGGAUGAUGGAUAAUGAUUUUAAAUUGAAAGAGGAUAGAUUUGUAUUGGAUAUGGGGAAUUUUCUUACUGUGAGGGUGGUGAGGCAAUGGAACAGGUUGUCCAGCAAAGUUACUGAUGCCCCAUCCCUGGAGGUGCUCAAGGCCAGGUUGGAUGAGGCUUUGAGCAACCUGACCUCGUGGAAGGUGUCCGUGCCCAUGGCAGGGAGGUUGGAACUGGAUGAUGUUGAAGGUCCUUUCCGACCCAAACCAUUCAAUGAUUGCUGAUGUCAUAUAGACCAGUGGAACAGCUUUAGUCUAUAACUCAGCAACUUUGGCUGCUCUUUGGAAAUGUGAAGGUCUCUCUGGCUUAUUAAUAAAUUAAAGUAAUUUUUUUGAUUAUUCCAGAGAUGGAUCUGUUCUGAUUUAGAGGUUCUCAUUCAAGAUCUGUUGACUUGAUUUGAGUACAAGACGAUGAACAAAGAAUCAGAUUGAGAUCUGUGUGGAUCCAGCAGAUCCUGUGAAAAUCACAUCUUUCUUCUUGGUUUGUUUGGGGUUUUUUUUCAGUUUGCAUAGGUACAGAGCGUUGAAUAGAAUUAUAGCUUAUUUGAUUAGUACUUUUAAUUGAAUUUACAGAAAAUUCAUCAUUGUUGUUUGCAGGGCCUAGGUUUGCCUUGUAAGAUUUCAGUUUCUGUAAGAUUAUUUAACAGUGAUACUAAGAGAACUUUGGUCUCCAAGACUGUUGUAAACAUUGUUGCUAAUAAAAUUUUCCAGAAAAGCCUUCAGGCAUAGUUGUUACUUGCUAAAACAAUUUGGAAAGAUCAAAAGGCAAACACUGAUCAUCUGUCUCCCUACUUCAAAGACUCUGAUUAUACAGGCUACGUAUUUAAAUGAAGUAAGCGGUUCACUUGUAAAAAGUUUCUUUGGUGGAAGUUUGUAAAACCCUUUAGGAGUUUAGGAAGUUGGUCAUCUACUUUGUACCUUUGUGCAUUGUCUUUGAUGGGGAUAGUAUUGUGAUGGAAAUUUCUGUGACCCUAUAUCCCAUCCUGCUGGUCCCCUCUCCCCUUGCCCCAAAGGUUAUGUUUGUCAUUGAGCAUUUGAAAUGGUUUUGCCUAAAUGGAGAACAAUAACCAGAAAAUGUUUCCUGUUUUGUUUUGUGAAGUGUAGUGAAAACUUGUAGAUGAAGAGUGCUCUGCUGUCUUCUGUCACCUGCAAGCCUAAGUGUUUAAAUCUUGGAAUAACUACAUUUUACUGUGAAAUAGGGUCAGGAAAGAAAUGUGAUACCCCCUCAUUGGUUGCUGGUAAUUACUUAUUCUUGCCCGGUUAGCCGUGGUGUCUGGGUACAGACAUUCUUGAUGCUGCUGUCUGUUCUUUCGCUCAUAGCUAAGCAGAUAUGGUGAAUAACCUGGGAAGCAGCUGCAAAAUAAACUGGUGGCUGCAUAGUGAACUUGUGUUUAUUACACUAACAAAAAUCACCAAACCCAACGACAUAACAGUUUUGUAGGUGGAGCAGGGAACUAGAUCUCUCAUCUGUUGUGGAUACAUCUCAAUACCAUUUAUUCUUAUUCCAGAGCUGCUCAUUAAACCGUCUACCACUAGAAAAGAAUUUAACUCCAUGUAUUUUGAGGACAGAAUUUAUCCUUGUAUGAAGAUGCUGAUAAAAAUGGAAUGCAAAUUUGGAGGUAUACCAGUCCCUUCAAAUUAUAGGCUGGGUGAAGAGUUUUAUUUUACUAAAAAUGGCCUUUUAAAAAUAUUUUGUGAGUUUUUCUUCCCCCAUAUUCUGAUGCAUUUGUUGUUCCCACCUUGAGUUACAGAUGAUGUGUGUCUUAGCAAAUUGUUCAUGUUUAUGGAUGUACUAGGUCUACCUAGCAAUAAAAUGCUAAGUAAGACCAUUCAUCACAUGUCCUUACUGUUUUUCUGGACUCCUCUUUUAAAGCAAUACUUUGUCUGUAGAAGAAAAUAGGGUCAAUGACUUCCCAUUGGUCUUGUUUUGUUUUCCUCUCCUUGUUUUUGAUUCCUUUCAUGGCAACCUGCCUCACCACUGUUGCAGUGUGUGCUUGGGUAAAAAAAUUUCUCCAAAGCCUGCAGAAGAGAAGACCAUCCCAGGCUUUUGUGUCUGAGCUUUCUGCUUGUAGACAGGUUCUUGGCCUGGAAGGUAAUGAGCUGAGGGAAACGAGCAUUGUUGACUGCCGUGCAUUGGCUGGUAACAGUAUGCUGGAAGAUCUGCCAGAGAGUAAUGAAAGCAGCGCAGUCAGAGAAACUGACCCCACAGCUGCAGAGGAGUGCGUUGGCCAGAGCAGGUAGGCUGAGUCUGAGAAGAAAAAAGUAAAGGAAAUUUCUCCCCUGCUUUUAAAAAAUCCAAAGACAAGGACUGCUCAAAGUCAAAGAAAAGAGCAACUAUUUUCUCUCCUGGAUAUUUUGUUUCCAUGCUUGUUUUUUCAGGUACCUUGAAAUGUCACAGGUUUGUUGUGGGGUCUUAAGAUGAAAUAGGCUAUACGCUCCAGCCUCUCAGAUUUUCCUGUCCACCAGGGAGCAGGUUUAUCCCAAGAGGCCCUUUUCUUCACCUGCUUGCUACAGGUAACAAAGGAAGCACCAAAUUAAACUCAAAACCUUGCUAUAUAGGUAUAUUUCUCUUUGUCUAAAUCCUCACUGCAUUCCUCAACAGGAUUCCAAAAUGUUUCAUGGAUAAGGGUAUAAACAGCAUGCCUGUGACAUACAAUACAGUACAAUACAUGCAAUAAAAUCAUACACGAAUGCCUAAAGCAUGUCAUUAUGAUGCUCUUCACAGCACUUGUGUGGAGAGAGUAAGGGGAUGUUUAUUCUAUUGCUGAGACAUGAAAACAAGGACAAAAUUGUCACUUGGGUCCGAGCCUCAGGGGGUCUGUUGCAGGGCAAUAAUGGCUCAUCCAGUGGAUGCCCCAGUCUGUGGAUUAAGUAUCUUUUCUUUGAAAGCCUGCGACAUUUCCUGUGCCUGAGAGUUUCUUUGAGGGAGAAGCAGUGAACUUGGCCAAGCAGGCUGGCCACUGUCACCUUUACCCUU
Cuculus canorus (common cuckoo) is the source of this 10146-nucleotide messenger RNA. RefSeq names its product drosha ribonuclease III (gene DROSHA). Gene Ontology annotation, cellular component: nucleus. Bases 48 to 4052 code for a protein of 1334 amino acids. Gene Ontology annotation, molecular function: double-stranded RNA binding; ribonuclease III activity. Gene Ontology annotation, biological process: rRNA processing; pre-miRNA processing; regulation of gene expression. The record is from RefSeq and is a predicted model, not a curated record. NCBI's taxonomy places the organism in Eukaryota, Metazoa, Chordata, Aves, Cuculiformes, Cuculidae. The transcript has 32 exons.